GGCUCAGGCGCGCGGCCAGCGGCGGUUGGCUGCUCGCGGGUCGGCGGGCGGUUGGCGAGAGCCGGACCUGAGCUGCAGCUGCUAGAACCGGCGCCAUGGUGGAGAAGGAGGAGGCUGGCGGCGGCAUCAGUGAGGAGGAGGCGGCGCAGUAUGAUCGGCAGAUCCGCCUGUGGGGAUUAGAGGCUCAGAAACGGCUGCGGGCCUCCCGGGUGCUUCUUGUUGGCAUGAAAGGACUCGGGGCUGAAAUUGCCAAGAAUCUCAUUCUGGCAGGAGUUAAAGGACUGACCAUGCUGGAUCAUGAACAGGUAUCUCCAGAAGAUCCCAGAGCUCAAUUCCUGAUUCGUACUGGGUCUGUUGGCCGAAAUAGGGCUGAAGCCUCUUUGGAGCGAGCCCAGAAUCUCAACCCCAUGGUGGAUGUGAAGGUGGACACUGAGGAUAUAGAGAAGAAACCUGAGUCAUUUUUCACUCAGUUUGAUGCUGUAUGCUUAACUUGCUGCUCUAGGGAUGUCAUAGUUAAAGUUGACCAGAUCUGCCACAAAAACAGCAUCAAGUUCUUCACAGGAGAUGUUUUUGGCUACCAUGGAUAUACAUUUGCCAAUCUUGGAGAGCAUGAAUUUGUAGAGGAGAAAACCAAAGUUGCCAAAGUUAGCCAAGGAGUAGAAGAUGGACCUGAUACCAAGAGAGCAAAACUUGAUUCAUCUGAGACAACUAUGGUCAAAAAGAAGGUGGUCUUCUGCCCUGUGAAAGAGGCACUGGAGGUGGACUGGAGCACUGAGAAAGCUAAGGCUGCCCUGAAGCGCACGACCUCUGAUUACUUUCUCUUGCAAGUGCUUCUGAAAUUCCGCACGGAUAAAGGAAGAGAUCCUAGUUCUGACACCUAUGGGGAAGAUUCUGAGUUGCUGCUCCAGAUACGAAACGAUGUGCUUGACUCAUUGGGUGUUAAUCCUGAUUUGCUUCCCGACGACUUCGUCAGGUACUGCUUCUCCGAGAUGGCCCCAGUGUGUGCAGUGGUUGGAGGGAUCUUGGCACAGGAAAUUGUGAAGGCUCUGUCUCAGAGGGACCCUCCUCACAACAACUUCUUCUUUUUUGAUGGCAUGAAGGGAAAUGGGAUUGUGGAGUGUCUGGGUCCCAAGUGAGUCCAAGACUUGGCAGCCCCAGAGACAUUGACCGAAGCAUGCUCACAUGUAUUUCCCUCCCCCUCCCUCCACAAAGGCAUCUCCGGAGCAGGGAAGAAUGGAGUCAUGGACUCCUACAGAGCAUCUCCUGCAGGCAGGGAGGUGUGCAGAUAUGCUGCUUCCAUUGCCAGCAGUUGCUGGGCAGGGGCACAGGGACUGGGCAUGUUCAUUCAGUACUAUUUGGAACCUUUGGCCACCACAGGCCUGCUUGCUGCCCACAGGGCUAUCACCUCAAACCACCCCUCUAACAUCUGUAUACUCAUCCUGUUAAAGCGCAGCCCAUCCUCUAGGGCAUUGUCGGAGAGCCUGCAGGAGCCUCAGGCCUGUGGAGCCUCCUGCCUCCUUCUUAGGCUUGUUCCCCAUCUGGUGUCAUAUGAGAGGGACACGGCUUCAGGUGGGGAAUGAGGCCCAGGCCCAGUGAUGACACUCAAGUGGAACCACAGUACCAAAUUCAGACAGGUGCCCUUAGAAAAAACACGACGGGCGGAAUGUACUUCCUCCAGAGUUUGAGAUCAUGAAAACAACAGGUGGCGUCUGGUGUGCAGUUCUUUAGUUUUAGUUUGGGAUUAGUCAAGUUCCAGCCUGGAUUGUGGAAGGGAAGAAAUAUUGCCAAGUUCUCUUUUAAGUUAAAUAUUAGUGGGAGAGCUUGUUUCAAAAAGGUAGAUUUAAGCUGGGCAUGAUGGCACAGGCCUGUAAUCCCAGCAGCUCAGGAGGCUGAGACAGGAGAAUCUAAGUUCAAGGU
This is a messenger RNA of Marmota flaviventris (yellow-bellied marmot), 1917 nucleotides long. RefSeq names its product SUMO1 activating enzyme subunit 1 (gene Sae1). The record is from RefSeq and is a predicted model, not a curated record. Gene Ontology annotation, molecular function: SUMO activating enzyme activity. NCBI's taxonomy places the organism in Eukaryota, Metazoa, Chordata, Mammalia, Rodentia, Sciuridae. Gene Ontology annotation, biological process: protein sumoylation. Gene Ontology annotation, cellular component: SUMO activating enzyme complex; cytoplasm.